UCAGAGCCUUGGCAACUUUUGCCAAGCUCGUAUCUCAAGCGGGACAACCAUGAACCCGCUCAGGGGUCUUCUUAAGAUGCUAACUGAGAACUUACAAGUCUAUUCGUAUCCAUGCGCGAUUUUGGGCCGUCUAGAAAGAGCUUUGCUACACGCGAAAGGCUGCAAGCCGCACAGAGUGCUUUGACCGGUCAAGUAUGAGAUUGAAGGCGGAAAGCUCGGUGCAUAUGAAUUGGUAUAUAUAUCUAGGAGAUCGACUCGAACAGUAGUCGGAUCUGGACCACUUCCAUCAUCGCUGUGAACGUGUAAUUUUUCGAGACUUAUUACGAAUCAUGUCUCGCAUCUGGUUCAUGUGCGCAAUCUUCGCGCUCGUGACAACACAAGCCUUCGCACAAGACAUAGAUAGAACGCACCACAGUACCGGUAUCAGCAAGCGAAGCGUGGAUUUACUGAGCCUUUUUAGGAGACAGUCAUGUAUUUACACUUGCCCGUCUGGCACAUGUGCAUCAUCCAGCUCAGACCACUGUUGUGAUGGAGGUGGAUACUGUUACUCCUUUGAGGCAUGCUGCAAUGGUGGAUGUAUGGAUGUUACCUCUACAUGCUGUUCUGAUGGCGACGGCGCAUGUGCUUUAGGUGAACAUUGCUGUCUCGACCAGUAUGGCGGCUGCUGUCCUGACAGUUACACCUGCAACUCUUCGAACGGCAAAUGCAGCCCCGGAGGAGGUUCAGAUAGUGGCGGCUCCAGCGGAAACAGUGGAUCCAGUCCAACAGCCGCAACCAUAACCGCAGCGCCGACUGGAAGCAGCGAAUUCAGCUACUAUUAUUACUACAUUACCUGGUAUUAUUAUAGCUACUAUUAUGAGUAUGAUUACGCCAUCCAGCUCUCUACAGUCACAUCAACCUACGUGACUACAUCCACGAGAACCAGCUUUUAUGCAACAGCCUCGGCAGACGCAGAGUCCUCGUUCGAAGCGCUCACAGCUACCUAUGAGCCACCAGCCCCACCACUUUCCGCAACAUCUCUAAGCGCGUCAGCUAGUGCUAUCAAUGCCGCUGCCAGCAAAUCUGCUGGAGGCUCUACAACUGGUGCGAUUGCCACGGCCACUAGCACAUCCGGGACCUUAGGAUCAUCUGGUGGUGGCGUCGCAUCAGCUGCGAAAUCUUCCGCGAUGACAUGGUCUGUGUAUAUCAUGAUGUCCAUCUUUGCCAUCCCGCUCUUGCUCGCGGUCAUCCUUUAAAAAUUCCGAUCAGCGAUGGAAUGUGAAGUGCUCUAUGGAUCAUGUGCUCUCGCGAUACCCUUCGUACUAUAGUCUGAAUAAGUCAAUUUCAGUAAUUUUCAAAAUUACAAAUUCGAAAGUCUAGAUUUUGAAUUGCGUGCACCCUUUGAAAAUGUUUAAA
Messenger RNA from Verruconis gallopava, 1395 nucleotides. RefSeq lists its product as uncharacterized. The record is from RefSeq and is a predicted model, not a curated record. NCBI's taxonomy places the organism in Eukaryota, Fungi, Ascomycota, Dothideomycetes, Venturiales, Sympoventuriaceae. The transcript has 3 exons. Bases 330 to 1235 code for a protein of 301 amino acids.